UGUGCCUCAUCAAUGCGUAGUAAACCCACCCACUGGUGAACUAGAAGCCAAACCCAGGGUCUCACAGAACCGGCGUAGACCGUGGAAGAAGCGGUCCAAAACUAGUCUAACGACGAGAAUAUCCUGAACAGAGGAUCCUUUCUACAGAAAAAAAAUGAAGGAAAAGAACCUAAUAGAGACUGCCAAAAUGCAAGGGAACGUAAUGGAGCUGGUGGGGAGUAACCCUCCUCAGAGGAACUGGAAGGGUAUUGCGAUCGCCCUGCUUGUCAUUCUGGUCAUCUGCUCCCUGAUCGUCACCUCGGUCAUCCUGCUGACACCAGGCGAGGAUGACAGCUUGGCCCUCAAGGGGAAACUGACCGUGGGGGACAUCUACAGGAAGGACUUCAAGGUUCACGACCCUGAGGCCAAGUGGAUCAACAGUAAUGAGCUACUGUAUCGCACACGUGAGGGGGAUGUUGUCAGGCUCAACAUGGAGACGUAUGAGAGGACGGUACUGGUGCACAACAAAAAGUUUGAAAUGUACAAAGCCAGCAAGUAUGAAGUGUCUCCUGACAUGAAGCAUGUGCUGCUCGCCUACAACGUGGCACCGGUGUACCAGCACUCGUUCACUGCCUUCUACAUCAUCUGCAGCCUGGAGACUCCGGAGACAUGGAACCUGAACCCUCCAGAGGUAAGGAACGCCCAACUGCAGUACGCAGGCUGGGGACCCAGGGGCCAGCAGCUGAUUUUUAUUUUUGAGAACAACAUCUACUACCGUUCGACGGUGGAGAGCCGAUCGAUCCGUCUGGUUUCCACCGGCAAGGAGGGGGUCAUCUUCAACGGGCUCAGCGAUUGGCUGUACGAAGAGGAGAUCUUCCAGACCCAUAUUGCCCACUGGUGGUCUCCGGAUGGUGCCCGGCUGGCAUAUGCCACCAUCAAUGACACUAUGGUGCCCAGGAUGGAGAUCCCUAUGUUCACAGGAACUACUUACCCUACCGGGAGGGAGUAUCACUACCCUAAGGCUGGGGAGGAAAAUCCAGUCAUCUCUUUGUAUGUGGUCAACCUGAACGGGCCCCUGCACACCAUCGAGAUGAGGAGACCUGAAGACCCGAGGAUGGGAGAGUACUAUGUCACCAUGGUGAAAUGGGCGACUACCACCAAAUUGGCAGUGAAUUGGUUAAACAGAGCCCAGAACAUAUCCAUGCUGACGUUGUGUCAGGCCACCACCGGCGUCUGCACGAAGAAACAUGAGGACGAAAGUGAAAGUUGGCUACACAGACAGAAUGAGGAGCCGCUGUUCUCCAAAGACGGUCUGAAGUUGUUCUUCACCAGAGCCAUCCCACAGGGAGGCAGGGGCAAGUUCUUCCACAUCUCCAUGUCCAUCACACAGCCCAACACCAGCACAGACACGCUGCAGUCCAUCACGUCUGGAGACUGGGACGUCACCCAGGUCCUGGCCUACAACGAGAACAUCCAGCUAAUAUACUUCUUGAGCACAGAGGACGAUCCGAAACGCAGGCACCUCUACAGUGCGGACACAGUGGGCCCUUUCAACAGACGCUGUCUCUCCUGUGACUUCUACGAAGGUUGUGGCUACGUCACAGGCUCCUUCAGCCACAGCAUGAGCCUCUUCCUGCUUAGCUGCAAAGGCCCUGAUGUCCCGUUUGUAGCAGUGUACAGCACACAGGACAGACAGAAGGUGUUUGACCUGGAGACCAAUGAGAAUCUGAGGAUGAGGCUGGACUCCAUGCAGAUGCCCCGCGUGGAAUACAAGGAGAUCAACAUUGAGGAUUACACACUAACGAUGCAGAUCCUCAAACCUGCCAGCUUUGUGGACUCAUCGCACUAUCCUCUGCUCCUCCUUGUCGAUGGCACCCCCGGUGGCCAGAUGGUGUCAGAGCAAUUCCACAUAGACUGGGCCACGGUGCUGGUGAGCAGCUUCGGGGCAAUGGUGGUUCGCUUUGACGGGCGGGGCAGUGGCUUCCAGGGGACCAACCUGCUGCACCGCGUCCAGAGGAAGCUGGGCGUGUUUGAGGAGAAGGACCAGCUGGAGGCCCUCAGUAUUAUAUCUAAAGAGCCAUAUGUUGAUAAGACCAGGAUUGGAGUUUAUGGCAAGGUGUAUGGAGGCUACGUGACCAGCCUGUUACUCAGCGCCGAGGAUUCCCUGGUGAAAUGUGGUGCGGCUCUCUCACCCAUCACGGACUUUGACCUAUAUGCAUCAGCGUUUUCAGAGAGAUACCUGGGACAGCCCAAGCCUGACCCAAGAGCAUAUGCGAUGGCCAAUCUAGCACACAGGGCAUCUCAGUUCUUGGACAAGAAGUUUCUGAUUGUACACCCAACAGCAGAUGAAAAAGUGCAUUUCCAGCACACAGCGAAAUUCAUCGCCCAGCUGAUCAAUGAAAACGCCAACUACACUCUGCAGAUCUACCCAGACGAGGGCCACUUCAUCCACACCGAGGCCACGCGGCAGCACCUCAGCCAGUCACUGGUCAACUUCUUCGAGGAGUGUUUCCGGCUACCGGACAACGUGUUCGAGGAGAUACUGGAGGAGGAGAUCGAAGAAGAGGGUUAGCCUGGGCAA
Messenger RNA from Oncorhynchus masou masou (cherry salmon), 2560 nucleotides. RefSeq names its product dipeptidyl aminopeptidase-like protein 6. The record is from RefSeq and is a predicted model, not a curated record. Lineage: Eukaryota; Metazoa; Chordata; Actinopteri; Salmoniformes; Salmonidae. Gene Ontology annotation, cellular component: plasma membrane; voltage-gated potassium channel complex. Gene Ontology annotation, molecular function: potassium channel regulator activity; serine-type peptidase activity. The transcript has 26 exons. Bases 155 to 2551 code for a protein of 798 amino acids. Gene Ontology annotation, biological process: proteolysis; regulation of potassium ion transmembrane transport.